Molecule: messenger RNA, 2277 nt
Organism: Tuber melanosporum (Perigord truffle)
Lineage: Eukaryota; Fungi; Ascomycota; Pezizomycetes; Pezizales; Tuberaceae
Exons: 2
Coding region: 1-2277 (758 amino acids)
Biological process (GO): regulation of transcription by RNA polymerase II
Cellular component (GO): mediator complex
Molecular function (GO): transcription coregulator activity
Source: RefSeq, a predicted model, not a curated record
AUGUCCAGCAAUCAGUUGACACAGUUGCAGAAGCUUGCUUCGCAGGGCCGUUUGGAUCCAGACGAUCAGCGUCAGUUGCAGCAACACAUUUUCCGCCUAAGGGAAUUACACCAGAUGCGGCAGAUACAGCGGGCUCGGGCAGCUCAUCCGCAGAAUGUCGGGCCGAAUCAACCGGCUCAGCAACCUCCACGACCUCCUGCUCCACCGCAAACACCCAUCACCCGUCCUCAGCCACCGCAGCAGCAGCCCCAACAAUCGCAGCAGCUGCAUCAUCAGCAGCAACAACCUGGAUCGGGAGAUUCUCCCUCGGCCUUGAAAAAGACGAAGCGUGAGAGGGAUCAGAGCGAGGAUGACUUGGUGGUAAUAGAUCGGAAGCAAGCUGUGCAGCAACCUCAGCGACCUGGACCGGAUAGGCCACAGGGACAACAACCGACCGGCCCGUCUCAGUUCUCAAACCAGGUUCAGCAACAGGCCCAGAAGACGAAUGCUCCUCAACAAGCCCCCAUGCUUCCAGGAAAUGCCGCCCAAGCCGGUCAAGCUAUCUCGGAAGCGACGGCGGCCAAGCAAGCAGUCAUGGAGAAGGAGCAACAAGGGCAGAACUUGAACCAACGAAUGCAGAUUAAUGGGUUGAUGAAAUUGCUUGAGGAGGAGAAGAACAGCCAUGAGAGUCGAUUGCCGCUUCAACUCGACGCUAAUGAGCGAGGGUUUCUUCGACAACAAUUGGGUGAUGAGAGCACGAAGAAUAUGAUUCGCCGUACAGAUCAGUUGCUGCCCAUCUUUAUCAUGCUUAAUGGCCCUGAAAAACUUACACGAGAACUUAUUCGAACGAAAAACUUGCUCGCAUCGCAGUAUCAUCCUACUGGAGAUCCUAAGGAUGUCUUCACUUUAAGCCUGAGGGAGUUUACUGAGUCCCGUGGAUCUCUGACGAAAUACUUUAGCUACGUUAAAACGAAUAUGCAAAAUGCCUUCAAUAAGGACCCAGAGAGGGCCAAGGAGAUACAGAUGCGGGCGCUUGCUUUCGCCAAUCCGAACGGUGGUCCAUUCCCUGGGCCUCGUGUUCCUCCUGCAAGCACGCCGCAGCAACCGCAGCGGGUCUCGCCUCCCCAGGCCCAGGCCCAGGCCCAGCAGCAUCAACAGCUGCAAGUACCUGUUCCGCCAUCAAGUGAGAACGUGUUGAGCACUAGGAAUCUUGAGAAGCAGACAAAUUUGUUGGCACUCGAGAGAUCCCGAUCCUUACAGUCACGGGAGUCUCAACUCAAUGCGCGUGUUCAAGCUGUUGGCUCAAUGUCUCCGGACGUCUGCACGCCUAUUGAUAUAAAGCCAAGGAUCAGUGUUGAUGACCUAAAGUUUCCUCCAGCCCGCAAGAAGAGACUGCGUGAACCUGAUACCGUGGAGCCUCCUAAAGCGAAGCCUCUUGGGGAGCAAAAGACAUUCAAGUGCCCUCAACCUGGCUGCGAAAUUGGGGGCAAGGGAUUCGUGACCAACCGGGAGCUUUUGGAGCAUCAGCGCUGGCAUGAGAGGGAGACUCAGAAAGCUAUCGAGGAAGCGGAGAAGAGGGAGAGGAUGCGCAAGGACCCUGUUGGGUACUUUUUGAGCUCUGUGCGGGAAGGGCUUGGUCUUGGUGAGGAUGGAAAGCCUAAAGAGAAGAAGGAUGAAAGUGUUGCUGCGAUGAAGGAUGAUACCCCUUCGAGAACCGCUUGUGCAACCCCCCAGGUCAAAGCUGGGUCAACUCCUCUUCUGCCUAAUACCCCCUUGAACAUGAAGUCUGGGUUCACUCCUCUCCCAUCGGGAAAAUCGCCUGCUCUUCCAGCCUUCUGCACCCCACACCCUACGAAUGCUAAGACGCCUGGCAGUGCUGGAAGAUCGACCUCUGGGAUCAAAACUAUGACGAAAGAGGAUCACCAACUCCAGCACCAUAACGAUCAAAUUCCGACCCCGCCGGGCAGCAAUGCUUGGGAAGGCGCUUCCAUGUCUCCCGAUGUUCUCCGCCAAUGCUUUGAUGGGCUCUCUGAGCAGACGUCUGGCUUAUCGGCUUUGUAUCCUCCAAUCUUUACUCCCACCUACACACCCAGCCCAUCCGAUGCUGAGGGCGGUGAUUCGAUGUCAGAGAAUGUCGGCGGGGGCUACGAGGAUUGGAAUCCGUUUGGCUAUAAGGGAAGUCUAGGCGAUGAGAUGCUUCAAGAGAUUGAGUGGGAUAACCAACCGGCUUCUACAAACAUGGGCAAGGAUUGGGCUCUAGAGAGCGGAUACCGCAUGAAUGCUAGUGUUCUUGCGUAA